GAAGCAAAAUAAGAACGGAUUGAGACAAUGCUUUACAGAACAGCAGUUCUGCACCUUAUUUUAUACAUCAGAAUCAAAGAAAAGGAGGGUUACAUCAAAUCCACUGGUGAGAGAUUAGGGAAGGGGGAGAAAGCAAAGCAGGGAAUUCUCUGGGACUGGGUAAAAAGUAAAAGAAAUAGACACAUACUUCUUCUACGAAGGUGGGAUAGGACAGUUGACAGUUAAUAAUUAAUGUGAUAACAAUAACAAUGAUGAGCUCUGAAAUCGCUUGCUCUAUGGGAGAUUGGGUCCUGAGGGGUCUGGAAAAAAAAUUUAACCCGACAUUCCAAAGGUAUGUUAUCUUUGAUGCAAAAAGACAAUGGACAGCCUGUUUGCUUCGUUGCUACAAAGAGCGUCAGAUGGGUCACCAGCAGCUCUACUGGAGCCACCCGAGGAAAUUCGGCCAAGGUUCUUGCUGGGUUUGCUCAAACCUCCAUGGUCUGAUCCGGAAAUAUGGCCUCAACCUGUGCCGCCAGUGUUUCGGUGAGUAUGCAAAGGACAUAGGAUUCGUUAAGUUGGACUAAGUGAACGUCCAUGAAUGAGUCAUUUAAGACAUAUACCUUAUGACAGAAUGCUAUAUCUUUUUACAUAAAAUUAAAAAAAAAACCUUCAAA
Messenger RNA from Myotis brandtii (Brandt's bat), 653 nucleotides. Its product is annotated as 40S ribosomal protein S29-like. The record is from RefSeq and is a predicted model, not a curated record. Gene Ontology annotation, cellular component: ribosome; cytosolic small ribosomal subunit. Gene Ontology annotation, biological process: translation. NCBI's taxonomy places the organism in Eukaryota, Metazoa, Chordata, Mammalia, Chiroptera, Vespertilionidae. The transcript has a single exon. Bases 249 to 563 code for a protein of 104 amino acids. Gene Ontology annotation, molecular function: zinc ion binding; structural constituent of ribosome.